UCAGCGUUGGACGCAGCGCUCUCUCCUUUUUGGCAAGUUCUCCGCUUAUUCAUUCAUUGCAACAUGAGCGCUGGCGUGUGACUUUAAGAGGCUGUGUCUGGGGCUAAGUGAGGGCUUGGCUUAAAGUGACGCGCUCCCUUCCUCUCUGCCAAUGAGAUCUCAUUAACUGGGGAGCCCAAACACACUUUACUACAGACUUCCAGACCCCAAAGAAGAAGGUGCAUAGGAAAUACAAAGGGCUUGUCAGAGACAUCCAGAAACAGGGCAGGUUACUCUGUAACUUACAAGAGUCUGGAUUUGGAGAGCACUGCGAGUGGCUGACAAUGCUCGCAGAAUUAGCUGUGAUUCUCCUGGUCACCAGCGUAUGUAAAGGCCUGCCAUUCUAUAAUGGAUUCUACUAUGAGCAUAUUCUCAACAACAAAACGAAUAAUGGCAAUGGAGAGGUGAUUCAUUUCAAUGGUGUGAGGCUUGUGGUAAACACUCCAGAUGACCCUCUCUUUGGCUACCGUGGUGGGAACGCGACCCUGCCAUGUACAUUUCAUUACGAGCCAAAGUUAAAUUCCACUCGAAAGUACCGUGUCAAAUGGUCCAAACUGCACAAAGAUAACACUAAGGAGAGAGAUGUGCUGGUGGCUAUUGGAUUAAGGCACAGGAGUUUCGGGGAAUAUAAAGGGCGAGUGCAUCUGAUUCAGAAAAUGCCCAAUGAAGUCUCCCUGGUUAUCACUGAUUUACGUCUGGAAGAUUAUGGAAAUUACAAGUGUGAGGUCAUUGAUGGACUAGAAGAUGAAAGUGGAAUUGUAGAACUUGAGUUAAGAGGUGUUGUCUUUCCUUAUCAGCCUCAUGGUGGAAGGUACCAGCUGAACUUCCAUGAUGCCAAAAAAGCUUGUGAAGACCAAGACGCCAUGAUGGCUUCAUUUGAACAGCUCUUUAAGGCCUGGGAGGAAGGACUGGAUUGGUGCAAUGCUGGCUGGUUGAUGGAUGGCACUGUUCAGUACCCUAUUACUUUGCCCAGAGAACCUUGUGGUGGCAAAGAAAUGCCCCCCGGUGUUAGAAGCUAUGGAGAACGGCACAAGCACCUACACAGAUAUGAUGCUUUCUGCUUUUCUUCUGCUCUGAAGGGAAAAGUUUACUAUCUAGAGCACCCUGAAAAGUUAACUUUUGCUGAGGCCAAAGCAGCUUGCCAAGACGAUGGGGCACAAAUUGCCAAGGUCGGACAACUCUUCGCUGCAUGGAAAUUCAUUGACUUAGAUCGCUGUGACGCUGGCUGGUUGGAUGAUGGUAGCCUCAGAUAUCCUAUAGCCUUUCCCCGUCCUAACUGUGGGCCACCUGAACCUGGAGUUAGGAACUUUGGAUUCCCAACAAGACAUAUGAAGUUUGGAGUCUACUGCUACAAGAUGAGUUAAAUACAAAAAGAUUUGACACUUUGGACCUUGUGUGAUAUACCUUCUUAUUACCUCAGGAUGAACCUGAAGAAUAUGCAAGAGAAUACAUGACAAUAUACAACUUGAGACAGUAUCUCAGGCAAACCAAUGACACAACAUAAGCUUGGAUACCAUGUUUAUUCUAACAGAUAAUUAUUUUCCUGCUAUAUGACAAAGCUACACUUUUCCCUUCUUGAAUGAUCUAUGCUAACGCAUUCCACAAAUAUGCAAAUAUAUAUUUUAAAAAGUAGAUGGCUGGUUGAAACUUAUGUCUCUGUCUUAUGACUCAAGAUAUUAUUGACCAGCACCUUAACAACAUCCCUUGUGACUAAACUUUAGAAUGUUCACAGUGAGUGAUAUGUUGUUGGUAUUGGCACGUUAGGGUCCCAGUACAUGAGGAUGAAUUUGACUUCCUUCUAUGCUGAAAUUCUUAUGUCUUGGAUCAGAUGUUACAGUACUUUAUUGAGACCCAGUUUUGUUGGGGCUAACUCAGAUAUUAAACAUUGGCAUAGCCUCAAAAUGUUGGGUUUCGUUUAAGUAAUCACAAGUCUCUAUUUCUAUUUACAGCCUGCCAUGUCGGCUGUCUUCCUCAUGCUCAUUUCAAAUGGAAUUGCCAACUUCCCAAUUUCCAUUUCAGCUAUCAUAAAAUAGGAUAGCAAUUGGGUGUCAUGGACAUGAAAAUUAGCUUAACAUGAGAAGAAUCACCGGGCUUACUACUCAAAUGCUUAGCCACAAUAAAAAGGCACUACAAUUGGCAAGUUGUAGAGACGCUACUUAUAACAGCUAGUUAGCACUCCCUUUAGUGAAGCUCUCAUAUCCAUGUCUGUCUAUUUCUCACAGCCAUGCUAUCUCUUUAAGGUACAUUCUGACUUUAGAAUCUGUCAUGUAUAAGGCUAUAAUUUACAAGCUGAUAUAUAUAUUAUCUAGGGACUAUUAUUCCCCCUAUUGAAAAAUAUAAGCAUAAUAGAAGUUCUUUUAUACAGGUCAUGGGACUCCAUAAUGACUUUAAGGGGCCGAUUCACCAAGGGUCGAAUAUCGAGGGUUAAUUAACCCUCGAAAUUCGACUGGGAGUUAAAAUCCUUCGACUUCGAAUAUCGAAGUCGAAGGAUUUUAGCGCAAAUAGUUCGAUCAAACGAUCGAAGGAAUAAUCCUUAGAUCGAACAAUUAAAUCCUUCGAAUAGAACGAUUUGAAGGAUUUUAAUCCAACGAUCGAAAGAUUAUCCUUCGACCAAAAAAAUUUAGGCAAGCCUAUGGGGACCUUCCCCAUAGGCUAACAUUGAGUUCGGUAGGUUUUAGAUGGCGAACUAGGGGGACAAAGUUUUUUCUUAAAGAGACAGUACUUCGACUAUCGAAUAGUCGAAUAGUCGAACGAUUUUUAGUUUGAAUCCUUCGAUUCGAAGUCGUAGUCGAAGUCGAAGGUUGAAGUAGCCCAUUCGAUGGUCGAAGUAGCCCAAAAAACACUUCGAAAUUCGAAGUUUUUUUACUUCGAACCCUUCACUCGAGCUUGGUGAAUUGACCCCUUAGAAUCCUCAUUUUACAAUAUGGGGGUAUAUUAUUUUAUAAAAUACAGGUUUCUGUGAGUCAUGUGACAAAAAUCAGCAUGCAACCACUUCCUAACUUGUGCAUAUGAAUGAUGUCCAAAUUAAGGGGGAACAAAACUUUUUCUUUAUUGAGACUACCUUUACAACCUUCUGGUCCCACUCUAAACUAAUGUCUUUUCAAGAGGUAAAAAUUUAUAGAGAAGCGUUUACAUCUAUAUUUUUUUACAUUCUGUACUAAAAAGAAGUCAUUUGGGUAUGUUUCUAUUCAUCUGAAAAGCUAUAUUUUUUUAUUUUAUUUUUCGGAUUAAAACGUUGCCCAUCUAAUGAUAAUGGAAAAUAUUAGGUGCACUACACUUAUAGCGCAAAACAUGAACACAAAAUCUGCACAGAAAACUGAUAUACACCAUACACUUACUUAUGUACUUACCCCCCCUCCCCCCAUUACAGUGCAUCACUAUACUUUUAUAGUGACAGGGGUCUGUGCUUAAACAGAAGGUAAGUCCACCAGUCCGACUUGUGUCUGUGUAAGGAGCCUGCAAUGGGACGCCCAUGUACUGACCCCAAAACAAUGGCUCAAUCACAAAUCUUGUGUUUCUUUCUUUCACAAUGUGUUUCACUUCACAUGUGUCACCCUACACAGCUCACUAACCAUAAUAUACUUUGUUGGUCCAUAAAAGUGAUAUUUUCCCAUUGCUGCCUUUUUAAGGUGGUGAAAAGGCAGCCCCCCAAUCCCAGUGCAAAUAAUAAAGAACCGGCAGCUUUGCCGAUGGACAAAUGUUAGCAGAAUGCUGCCAGUGGCUCUGCACUUGUUUUAUCAUAUCAUUGUACACUAGAAUGCCAACGUGAGGUCCGAAUGCGUUUUUCAUUCGUCUGUGAAGUGUGCUUGUUCCAGGAUCCAAUAUGUGAAAGUGUAUGUACAGCAAACAGUGCAGGAGAUCCUAGCUGGAUUUCCCUCUGCACAGAGGCCACACUGUAGCUAGUUCUAAAUGGAUGUCCAUGUGGCAGACAGAAAUAAGGGCCCCUUCAUAAACAGGUCUCCUCUUUAUACACUGCCUGGCAGGCAUCCAAGCUGCUUGAAUGACCGGCCCAGUUUGACUAGAAACCGCAGGAGCUCAAGGUGGGCAGAGGCAGAUAGAUAAACAGAGCAGAUCUGUACACAACCACUUAGCUGAGAAAGACUCCUCUAUAUGAGCUAGCCCUGAGGUUUUGUAUCAUGCAGCCCAAUUUGUAAAAUCUUCAGGAUCUUUCUGUUAACUCCUGUAUAACUUGCACGGAAAAUAAAGACUGUUUCCUCUCCCA
Molecule: messenger RNA, 4261 nt
Organism: Xenopus laevis (African clawed frog)
Lineage: Eukaryota; Metazoa; Chordata; Amphibia; Anura; Pipidae
Gene: hapln3.S
Product: hyaluronan and proteoglycan link protein 3 S homeolog
Exons: 5
Coding region: 324-1403 (359 amino acids)
Biological process (GO): cell adhesion; central nervous system development; glial cell differentiation
Cellular component (GO): interstitial matrix; synapse; perineuronal net
Molecular function (GO): hyaluronic acid binding
Source: RefSeq, a predicted model, not a curated record